Messenger RNA from Portunus trituberculatus (swimming crab), 543 nucleotides. Its product is annotated as piggyBac transposable element-derived protein 3-like. The coding region runs from base 1 to 543 and encodes 180 amino acids. The transcript has a single exon. Gene Ontology annotation, molecular function: sequence-specific DNA binding. Lineage: Eukaryota; Metazoa; Arthropoda; Malacostraca; Decapoda; Portunidae. The record is from RefSeq and is a predicted model, not a curated record.
AUGGAACCUGAUGUUCGAAAUGAGCUUAUAGCAAGUUCAAUGAGGAGAAACCGUUUUGAUGAAAUCAUGAAACAUUUGCAUGCAGCUGAAAACACUGAUCUUGAUAAAGAAGACAAGUUUGCCAAAGUGCGUCCUAUUCUGGACAUUCUAGAUGAAUCGAUGGUCCCGUACUAUGGAGGACAUCCAACUAAACAAUUCAUCCGUGGCAAACCUAUUCGCUGGGGUUAUAAAGCAUGGAUAGCAGCUUCUCCAUUAGGAUAUUCUUAUUUCAUUGAUUUGUAUCAAGGAAAACAUCGAGCAAAGAGUGACAGCUGCUACAAAGAUACUUAUGGCCUAGGUGGAGUAGUUUUAAAAAUGCUUGAUAGACUUGAGUCUCAGUACCCUGGAAGAAAAUUUUCUCUAUUCUUUGAUAACUUCUUCACGUCAAUCAGGCUCUUGGAGACAAUCAAAGAAAGAGGACACUCUGCGACUGGAACAGUUCGUAGCAACAGAACAGAAAAGUGUCCCCUGAGCAAUGCCAAACAGUUUGAGAAACGUUCAUGA